Messenger RNA from Paramecium tetraurelia, 390 nucleotides. RefSeq lists its product as uncharacterized. The transcript has 2 exons. The record is from RefSeq and is a predicted model, not a curated record. Lineage: Eukaryota; Ciliophora; Oligohymenophorea; Peniculida; Parameciidae.
AUGUUUUUGUAAAAAAUUAGAAGAAAUGAAAGUAGGGGAGCAAAAAGUUCUUUGGUUGCUCAUAAAAGGCAUGAAUUAUAUCAAAAUUAAAAGCAGGCCGCUUUACCGAAUCAAUAAUCAAAAAAAAGAUAAUAAACAAUCUUAAAAUUUCAAAUAAAGAAGACAGAGAUUUGGAUUAAAACUUAAGACAAUUCUGAUUAAAAUCAAAAUGAAGAUGAUGAAUAAGCUUUAAAAAGAUAUUAUUAGGUCAUUAUGUCGGAGAAUAUGUGGAAUUAAGAUGAUAUUAUCUAUCAUAUGCAGGAACUUAAUCUUCAAAUGCUAGGAGAUAACUAAAGAUUGGGAAAAGGAAGCCUAUUUAUUACGAUCACAUUUAAAGAUGUAGAUAAGUGA